Messenger RNA from Corvus hawaiiensis (hawaiian crow), 1873 nucleotides. It is a transcript of the gene SFRP5, whose product is annotated as secreted frizzled related protein 5. Gene Ontology annotation, molecular function: Wnt-protein binding. NCBI's taxonomy places the organism in Eukaryota, Metazoa, Chordata, Aves, Passeriformes, Corvidae. Gene Ontology annotation, biological process: canonical Wnt signaling pathway; non-canonical Wnt signaling pathway; negative regulation of canonical Wnt signaling pathway. Bases 102 to 1052 code for a protein of 316 amino acids. The record is from RefSeq and is a predicted model, not a curated record. The transcript is spliced from 3 exons.
CCUUAGAAAGGGCAGCGAGCGUGGGAGGCGCUAAGGGAGCAGGCAGGGUGCCGAGCCACGCUCCCGUCCCGCUCGGCAGCGGCAGGCAGGCAGCGGCGGCGAUGCCGCAGGCGGGCAGCCCCCCGGGGUCCCGGGGCACGGCGCUGCUGGCCCUGGCGCUGGCGCUGGCAGGGUCCCUGGGCGGCGGGCAGCACUACGACUACUACGGGUGGCAGCCCGAGAGCCAGCCCCACGGGCGCUUCUACGGGCGGGAGCCGCAGUGCCUCGACAUCCCGCCCGACAUGCAGCUCUGCCGCGACGUGGGCUACAAGCGCAUGCGGCUGCCCAACCUGCUGGAGCACGAGACCAUGGCCGAAGCCAAGCAGCAGGCUGGCAGCUGGGUACCCCUGCUCGCCAAGCAGUGCCACACCGAUACCCAGCUCUUCUUGUGUUCCCUCUUCGCCCCUGUCUGCCUUGACCGGCCCGUCUACCCCUGCCGCUCCCUCUGUGAGGUGGUGCGUGACUCCUGCGCCCCUGUCAUGGAGUCCUACGGCUUCCCCUGGCCUGAGAUGCUGCACUGUGGCAAGUUCCCCUCUGACCACGAGCUCUGCAUCGCCGUCCAGUUUGGAAACAGCAAAGCCACGCCGCCACCAGUGUCCAAGAUCUGCACCCAGUGUGAGAUGGAGCACAAGGCAGAUGGCAUGAUGGAGCAGAUGUGCUCCAGUGACUUUGUGGUGAAAAUGCGCAUCAAGGAGAUGACGGAGGAGAAUGGGGAGCGGCGGCUGGUGGCUGCCCAGAAGAAGAAGGUGCUGAAACUGGGCCCACUGAAGCGCAAGGACACCAAGAAGAUGGUGCUGCACAUGAGGAACGCGGGUGCCUGCCCCUGCCCCCAGCUUGACAGCCUCAGUGGCAGUUUCCUGGUCAUGGGCCGCAAGGUGGGCAGCCACCUGCUGCUCCUGGCCAUCUACCCCUGGCAGAAGCACAACAAGGAGAUGAAGUUCGCAGUCAAGUUCAUGUUCUCCUACCCUUGCCCCCUCUACCACCCCCUGCUCUAUGGGGCUGGGCAGCACUAGGGCUUUUCCCACCCUGCCCUUUUCCAGGACUCCUGCACUGGCCCAACAUCACACCCCUGGCUUCCUUGGCUGCACCCCAGGAGCCCAGCUGUGCUCACCUCAGCCCCUCGGUUGUGCCUCAGAAUCCAGCUCUGCACCCACAGGAUUCCCUGCUGCAUUUGUGGGAGCCCUGAUCCACAGCCAAGACCCCUGCCUCUUCCUGAGAGCCCUGCUCUGCACCCCUGGCACCCCUGUUCUGCUCCAAAGACCUCUGCCCCUGCCCAGGAGUUUAGUCUGGACCCAGGACCCUUGUUCUGCACGUUCGUGAGCCCUGGUCUGCACUGGAGACCCUUGUCUACUCCCGGGUUCCCUGCCCAGAAGCCCAGAGACCCUUGCUUUCAUUUAGGAUCCCUGCUUGGCCCUCUUGGCUACACCUGGGACCCCUACCCUGCACCCAUGUCCUUUGCCCAGCUCCCUCGUGACAUGCCCCAGACCCUCAGCCCCCCAGUCCCUAUUCCAGCCCACCAACCCAUGCCCUCACCUGAAGCUCAGACCCAGCCCUGGAUUAUCUCACCCUCGCAGAGACCCAGCCCAGCCCAGGCAGGUCCCUCCUGCCCCUCUGUCCCCACUGACUGUCCCCUUCAAGACCAAGUGCCCAGACCAGCACAACCCCUUCCUGGGCUCCCCCACUCCCCACACCACAUGGCUCAGUGUGUGAGGGGGGUCCGCCUCCAAGCCCCCCAGACCAGCCCUGCUGCAUCCCUCGCACACACCCCUGCUGUGACCCAGCCCACGCAUCCCUUGCCCAUCCACACCACAGUAAAUUAUUCCACCUCAGAGAA